Messenger RNA from Daphnia carinata, 587 nucleotides. RefSeq names its product prefoldin subunit 1-like (gene Pfdn1). The coding region runs from base 93 to 485 and encodes 130 amino acids. Gene Ontology annotation, molecular function: protein folding chaperone. NCBI's taxonomy places the organism in Eukaryota, Metazoa, Arthropoda, Branchiopoda, Diplostraca, Daphniidae. Gene Ontology annotation, cellular component: prefoldin complex; cytoplasm. The record is from RefSeq and is a predicted model, not a curated record. Gene Ontology annotation, biological process: protein folding. The transcript has 3 exons.
CUUUGGUUUACGGUUCAUUCUUCUCCUCAAAUUUGUCUUCUGCUCUUGUCACUUGAAUCUUACCGGCUGUAAUUAUUUUAAAUACUAGAAAAAUGAGUAAACAAGGACAAAUGGAUCUAGAACUUAAAAAAGCAUUUGGCGAAUUACAACAAAAGAUGGUUGAGACAUCACAGAAGCUCAAAUUGGCCGAUCUUCAGAUUGAGACCCUCAAAAGAAGUAUGACCCAUGCCCAGCUUACUGACAAAGAAAUAAGCCAGCUCCCUACUGAUACAAAAACUUACGAAAGUGUGGGCCGUAUGUUUGUAUUGAAGGAAGUAACUGAAGCCCGCAUGAACCUUGAUAAUAAAAUCAAAGGCUGUGAAGAAAAGGUUAAAACUCUUGAGGGAACAAAGGCGUACUUGGAGCGAAGCUUGAAGGAGAGUGAGAACAACAUUAGAGAAAUGAUCCAACAAAGAAAAGAUGCAAAUGUGGGAGAUCAAAAUUAAGAUGUAAUGGUUUUUCCCAGUUGGAAAUUUUGUCCUGCUUUUUACUUGUUUGUUUCCAUUGAUUGCAAAAGUAAUAAUAAACUGCUUAAAUGCUUCACCAAG